AUGUCUCAGCAUACCGCAGACAGUGAAAAGAAGCCCUUUGAGGGCGCCGGGCAGGCGACCCACAAGCAAGAGAUCGAUGAGUACCCUAGUACUCAAAAGAGGGUUGUAAUCAUGAUGGCACUUUACUUGGCGGUUUUCUUAGUUACUUUGGACCAAAACAUCAUAUCGACAGCUAUUCCCAGUAUUACUAACGAAUUCCACUCUUUAGACGACAUUGGGUGGUAUGGUUCGGCCUAUUUACUGACGAUGUGCGGUCUCUCACUUGUCAUGGGCAAGGUUUACAAAUUCUACCCUGCCAAACCUCUCUUCCUAGCUGGUUGUUUCCUAUUCGAAAUUGGCUCCGCCAUCUGUGGUUCGGCUCCCAACUCUAUUGCCUUCAUUUUCGGCCGUGCUAUUGCAGGAAUGGGAUCGUCGGGGCUAUUUUCGGGAGUGAUGGUUAUCAUGUUCCACACCGUCCCAUUGCAGCAGCGGCCAAUCUACCAAGGCGCUUUCGGGGCCAUCUUCGGGAUUGCAUCAGUUGUUGGCCCCCUUAUUGGAGGUAGCUUUACCGAUAGGGUAACAUGGAGAUGGUGUUUCUAUAUCAAUCUCCCUGUUGGGGCAGUAUCGAUGAUCGUCACCUCGUUGAUCCUACACUUACCCAGCCAGAAGCUCGACGCGAAGGCAACAGGUUGGGUUGAGAAGAUCAAGCAACUAGACCCUAUCGGCAACCUUAUAUUCCUCCCAGGGAUCGUUUGCUUGAUUUUGGCUCUUCAAUGGGGAGGGACCGUGUAUCCUUGGAACGACGCUCGCAUCAUUGUCCUCCUGAUCCUUUGCGGUGUCCUAUGUAUCAUCUUUAUCGGUGUCCAGGCUUGGAAGAAGGAAGGUGCAUCAAUCCCGCCUCGUAUCAUAAAACAACGCAGCAUCAUCGCCGCCGUCUGGUACGGUUUUUUCAAUGGCUCCGGUAUGAUGGUCUUGACGUACUACCUCCCCAUCUGGUUCCAAGCUGUAAAAGGUACCAAUGCCAUUGGUUCUGGAAUUAUGAUGAUUCCUUUGGUCCUCUCAACUGUUAUUAGUUCCAUCUUAUCCGGUAUUAUGGUCUCUAAGAUUGGGUACUACGCCCCUUUCUUUCUGGUCAGCUCCGUUAUAAUGCCAAUAGGAGCUGGUCUUUUGACAACAUUCACUCCAUCCAUCAGCGAGGGCAAGUGGAUUGGCUACCAGAUACUCUUUGGAGUUGGCCUUGGAGUUGGCAUGCAGCAGCCAAUGAAUGUUGUGCAAACUGUUCUAGAGAGGCCAGAUAUCGCAACCGGGACUGCAAUUGUGACGUUUUCGCGCUUCCUUGGUUCAGCUAUAUUCCUCCCAGUCGCUGAAAAUGUCUUUCUUAACAGUCUCAUCUCGAAGCUCUCUAAUGUUCCUAGUAUCAACUCUAGUUCUGUCACUGGAGGUGGUGCUACUGAGCUGAGGAAUAUGGUAUCUGAGGGCGAGUUAGAGACGCUUCUCUCUGACUAUAACGCAGCUAUAAUCGACGUAUUUUACAUGGUGAUAGCGACAUGCGGUAUCACUCUCUUCGGCAGCGUUUUCGUGGAGUGGCGCAGUUUGAAAGCUCGCGCCCAAGAGCAGAGGGGCAAAACUAAGCCUGGGGAGCCAACCAAGGCUCAGGAAACUGUCUAA
Molecule: messenger RNA, 1647 nt
Organism: Daldinia childiae
Lineage: Eukaryota; Fungi; Ascomycota; Sordariomycetes; Xylariales; Hypoxylaceae
Product: putative HC-toxin efflux carrier TOXA
Exons: 2
Coding region: 1-1647 (548 amino acids)
Biological process (GO): transmembrane transport
Molecular function (GO): transmembrane transporter activity
Source: RefSeq, a predicted model, not a curated record